This is a messenger RNA of Drosophila suzukii, 573 nucleotides long. RefSeq lists its product as uncharacterized. The record is from RefSeq and is a predicted model, not a curated record. NCBI's taxonomy places the organism in Eukaryota, Metazoa, Arthropoda, Insecta, Diptera, Drosophilidae.
ACUAGCCGAGAAUCGCAUUGUAAAGAAGAGUCAUUCCGUAAAAUCAAGUGGAGCUAAAAUGAGGAACUUUGUUAAUUUUACUGAAAAGCUUUUGAUGCUGGAGGAGCAGUUCAACGAGCAGAACCAUCAUUUAAAGACCCCUAUUUCUGACACCCCAAACAAAAAUCAGGCACCAGAAAACCAGAUGGAUGCGUUGAAAAAAGUUGAAAAAACUCCUCUAUUGAACUCUUUGAAUUUUAACAACUUGAUUGGAUCAUCAUAUAGUAGUGAUGACAUAACCGAUUUUGAUGACUUUCCCGACCUAAAUCAACCGCUGCCAAAUGUUUCCAUACGUGAGCAACUACGUUUGGUUUCGGUGAAUCGUGGAAGAAAUCUCGGCUAUCUGCGCAAUCAUCAGAAGCGUCUCGAAGAAAUUUGGCUAUCCCAAGAAUCUAAUGAAAAUUGGGGAAAGUAAAUCCUUGGCAUAAGGAAAUUUUCUUCAAGGCGUUGAUUGAUGACCAUCGAGUUGAUGACUUCUUUUUAACUUGAACUUACGAUUAAUAUUCUCUUUUGACUGAAUAAGAAAAAUACAAU